CCUCGAAGCGAGCGAGCGAGCACUCGGCGACGACCACUUGCCACCACUGGACAGGUCUCUUCACUCCAUCUACACAAUCUCUCUCAUUCGAUAGAAUCGUCACAAUAUCAUAAUCAUAGCAUAUCGCAUAUCGCCUCAUUCACAUCCACAGCGACGACCCUAGAGCUCUUCUUACACUCGAUGGACCUGGCCGCUGCGUGAACCAACUCCCAGCGCCAAUUCUUGUGGUCCCUCCCACUCCACACCACCUUCUACGGCCCAUAUCCCCUUAACCCAUCUCACCGUAUAAAAUGUCACCAACGCAGCAACCCACCUCGCCGCGCCAGAUCCAGGUCGACGUCGGCUCGCCGACCCACCCGCGCGCCAUGUCGAACACCUCGUCGUCCCGCUCGCCGGUCAACGCGCUUGGCGGUUCCGCACACCGCGGAAGCAGCGGCACGAGCUACCGCGACAACAUUGACGUGCAGCGGCAGAUGCAGCAGGACAUUGACUCGGCCAUGAGCAUGUCAAGGGUACGCUCUGGAUCCGUAGUCGAGGGUUCGCCGGCAAUCAUGCGCGCCGCCCGAGGCGGGUACUCUACCUCCCCGAUCGAGGAGACGCCAUUCGGCAUGCUCAGCGACGCGGAGGAGCGCGAGAUGGACCGCGCCCGCCACCAGGACCACGAAGGCAGCGACGACGGCCACUUUGGGGGGCACUACGGGCGCGAGCAUGGCGGUGUGCCUCCGCUCGACUCAGCCGACAGCGUGAGCACAUAUCAGUCGAAGCGGGGGCGCGAUACCGACUCGGACCGUGAGAGGCGAUACCCCGACCAUCCGGACCACCACUUUGCCGCAUCGCCCGGAGGCAUCCGCAGCCACUUUGACUUUGCGCCCAUGGAGGAGUUUGCCGACACGGAGCGGGCGGCGAUUGCCGCUGAGGACGGUGACGGGGGCGCUACGACGGGGCUCACACGCCGCCGGAGCACGGCGGUUGUGAGGCAGUCGUCUCAUGGAGACCGACACGACUCGUCAGGCUCGGCGAGCAGCACGGCACACCGCGACGGUAGCACCGAGAACGUGUUACCCAAGCCGCACGAGCUCGAGCGCACAAUGACGGCGAGCGCAUUUGGCGACGACACGGACCCGGAUGCGGGCGCCUUUUCUCCCAAGGAGGACGCCGAGUCGCCUGCGCAGACCAACUUCCACCGCCGUCGCGCACGCAAGGCGUCGUCGCAGAACCAGGCAGCCCGUCGUGGCGGCAAGCUCGCGCUGUUCGAAAGCUUUGGCGGUGGUGGCGAGGACGACGCCGUGGGCGGCGUGCUCAAGGCGCCGAGACAGGGCAAGCAGCCCCCCGCGGAGCAGCCGCCACCCUUUGUGUCGUACUCUGACGCACCGCCGGGUCAUGACCGCCCGUACCGCUUCUCGUUCUACUCGAACGCGCUACCCGUUACGAUCCACGCGCGCACGCUCGCCGAGCUGCCGGCUGAUGGCCAGUCGUUUGAGGACCUGUUCAAGGGGCGGAAUGGGGCGGCCGGCGCUCCCAUGUCGCGCAACGACACAAACCAGACUGCGCCCAAGUCUGCCGCUGGCACGCCGACAAACGAGCCGAGCCUGCUGAGCUUGCAUGCGCCAAAGAACCCCCCAAACAUCCACAGCUUGGCCCUCGCCAAUGCCAACAAGGGUGCCGCGCCGCCGUACCCUGGUGGACCUGGGGGCCCGGCUGUCACCGCCGAGGAGGACCCCGAGGCGUUCACCUGGUGGCUGGACGUGCUGUCGCCCACCGACGACGAGAUGCGCAUGUUGUCAAAAGUCUUCGGCAUCCACCCCCUCACAACUGAAGACAUUCUGCUCGAGGAAACGCGCGAAAAGAUUGAACUGUUCCGCAACUACUACCUCGUGUGUUUCCGCUCGUUCGACCAGGACCCGUACUCGCAGACCUACCUCGAGCCGCUCAACAUGUACAUCAUCGUGUUCCGCGAGGGCACGCUGUCGUUCCACUUCCGCGCCACGCCACACCCGCAGAACGUGCGCCGCCGCAUCAAGCACCUCAAGGACUACAUCUCUGUCACGUCCGACUGGAUCUCGUACGCGCUCAUCGACGACAUUACCGACGCGUUCGGCCCGCUCAUCCAGUCGAUCGAGUACGAGGUCGACUCUAUCGACGAGCUCGUGCUCAUCCUCAAGGAGGCCGAGCAGACGGACAUGCUGCGGCGCAUCGGCACGUGCCGCAAAAAGGUCAUGGGCCUGCUUCGUCUCAUGGGCUCCAAGGCCGAUGUCGUCAAGGGACUCGCCAAGCGAUGCAACGAGAACUGGCUCGUCGCGCCCAAAUCCGAUAUUGGCCUGUAUCUCUCCGAUAUCCAGGACCACUUGAUCACCAUGACGUCCAACUUGAACCACUACGAGAAGAUUCUCUCGCGCUCGCACUCAAACUACCUCGCGCAGAUCUCGAUCGAGAUGACCGACGCCAACAACCAGAUCAACGACGUGCUGUCCAAGCUCACGGCGCUGGGUACCGUGCUCAUCCCGAUGAACCUGGUCACGGGUCUGUGGGGUAUGAACGUCCACGUCCCUGGACAGGACAUUGAGGAGGGGUACGUGUGGUUUGGGUCCAUCCUGGGCUGUCUGGCAUUGUUUGCCAUCCUCGGCGCGUGGGGCACGUACAAGUGCUUUGUGCGGUAAUAGAUGUGUGAGUGAGCGAGCCGCGGAGCGGCGAGCGAGCGAGGAGAGUGGGCACGAACGGCGCAGCUGCGAGAUAGAUGUGUGUAUUUGUAUGGUGCAUGUGUGUCGAACGAGC
Molecule: messenger RNA, 2772 nt
Organism: Vanrija pseudolonga
Lineage: Eukaryota; Fungi; Basidiomycota; Tremellomycetes; Trichosporonales; Trichosporonaceae
Product: Putative metal ion transporter
Exons: 2
Coding region: 291-2657 (788 amino acids)
Biological process (GO): intracellular magnesium ion homeostasis; magnesium ion transmembrane transport
Cellular component (GO): membrane
Molecular function (GO): magnesium ion transmembrane transporter activity
Source: RefSeq, a predicted model, not a curated record